Messenger RNA from Ficedula albicollis (Collared flycatcher), 2891 nucleotides. RefSeq names its product zinc finger protein 385D (gene ZNF385D). NCBI's taxonomy places the organism in Eukaryota, Metazoa, Chordata, Aves, Passeriformes, Muscicapidae. Bases 296 to 1483 code for a protein of 395 amino acids. Gene Ontology annotation, molecular function: nucleic acid binding; zinc ion binding. Gene Ontology annotation, cellular component: nucleus. The record is from RefSeq and is a predicted model, not a curated record. The transcript is spliced from 8 exons.
GUACUCUUAGUCCUGAUGUCACAGGCACAGCAAGGACAUCAGAAGGAGGAGUCAGAUUACAGUAAGAAUGGGCAGUGCAGCAUGCAGCCGGAGUAAACGCUAAAUCAGACAGGGAUUGUAUCAGGGAUAAGACUGCCUGCAAAGCGCUCAUCCUGAGGAGGCACGCUGCUCUCUCACGCUUCUCGUGCUGGGAAAUUUCCACAUAAUGUAGAAUGAAAGAGCUCUGUUUUACAUGUCAGCCCUGUGCAGGAGCUAAUGCUGAAUACACAGCGGUGGGAUCCUGACUGCAUGAUUAAUGAGAAACAUAAUGUAUUUUGGUGGUACAUGCCAGAGCCCUGCUCUUCCAGCCCUCGUGCGUCCUCCUGCGCCGCCCUUGCAGCCUUCGCUGGAUAUUAAGCCGUUCCUCCCGUUUCCUCUGGACACUGCCGCAGCAGUGAAUCUCUUCCCCAACUUCAAUGCAAUGGACCCAAUUCAAAAAGCUGUAAUAAAUCAUACGUUUGGAGUUCCUCUUCCUCAUCGAAGAAAGCAAAUCAUAUCAUGCAACAUUUGCCAGCUGAGAUUCAAUUCUGAUAGCCAGGCUGCGGCCCACUACAAAGGCACUAAACAUGCCAAGAAGCUCAAAGCACUGGAAGCCAUGAAAAAUAAGCAGAAAUCUGUUACUACCAAGGACAGCGCAAAGACUACCUUCACUUCCAUCACUACCAAUACCAUCAAUACCAGCUCUGACAAAACAGACGCUAACACAGGGACACCAGCAAUAUCAACGACGACAACCGUGGAAAUCCGGAAGAGCAGUGUUAUGACAACUGAGAUCACCUCUAAAGUGGAGAAAAUCCCCACAACAGCCACUAGCAGCAGCACUUGCCCUUCCAUUGAGACUGAGGAAGAAAAAGCAAAAAGACUGCUGUACUGUUCACUAUGCAAAGUCGCUGUCAACUCUGCCUCGCAGCUGGAGGCGCACAACAGUGGGACUAAGCACAAAACUAUGCUGGAAGCUCGGAAUGGAAGUGGAACCAUAAAAGCCUUUCCCCGGGCAGGCGUAAAAGGCAAAGGACCUGUGAAUAAAGGAAACACAGGCCUUCAGAACAAAACAUUUCACUGUGAAAUAUGUGAUGUGCACGUAAACUCUGAGACACAACUGAAACAGCACAUAAGCAGUAGAAGGCACAAAGACAGAGCUGCUGGGAAGCCACCUAAACCUAAAUACAGCCCUUACAACAAACUCCAAAAGGGAACACAUCCUCUAGGGGUGAAAUUAGUGUUUUCGAAGGAGCCGUCGAAGCCGAUGGCCCCGCGGAUCUUGCCCAACCCGCUGGCAGCUGCGGCGGCAGCUGCUGCUGUGGCUGUCAACUCCCCGUUCAGCCUGCGCACAGCCCCAGCAGCCACCCUGUUCCAGACUUCAGCGCUCCCUCCAGCGCUCCUACGACCAGCUCCUGGGCCUAUACGGACCACCCACACCCCUGUGCUGUUUGCUCCUUACUGAACUCCAGACAGGAAUUAAUUGUACUGCAAUAAUUUUUCAAAUCAAAAGAAAACAAAAAAAAGAAAAAAAAAAAGAAAAAAAAAAAGAAAAUCAAGGACAUUGAACUAUGCAGUGUUUAUUUAUAGUUUAAAGUAUAUAUGAAGAGCCAGAACUUUUGAUAGAGAACUGAACAAAUUCUGAAAGGGGAAAUGGGCAGUAUUUUCUCCAGAUGAGAACAUUUCUCUUGAGCAUUGAUCGUUUUAGAACUGAUCUCCAGCAUUGACUUGUAGUGACAUAUAAAACUUAUAAAGCCUUUUGACUGUGCAUUUUGGCACAUAUUUCCCUGCAAUGUCUUUCCUGCUUUAUGAAACAACUUACAAAUUUGUCUAAAGGGCAUUAACUGGUUCCAAUGUAUAUAAAAUACUUUAUUCUGUAGAUUAAAGAAGAAGGAAAAAAAAAAAAAGAAACACUGUGAAUAGUAGUACCCUUACCAAUCCUCCUGCCAAAUCAGCAGUUACUGGGUAUUUAUCUGAACAAAAGUAGAUACAAUAGAUGUCUUGUAAAACAGUAGUAUUGUGUCUCUAUCUAUGCCACUAGGUUUCUAACUGAGUUGCAAAAGAUAAAAUGAACAAAAUUAUGUCACUUUGGUAAGUAGUCAAAAAUUAUUACAAUAACGUGGAGCUGUUCCUAGUGAGCAAAGUUUUCCUCACUCACAGAAGAAUGAAAAUAAUCUAGGUUAGGACAAAGAAAGUGAUAACGAAGAUCUAGUGGGGGAAAAAUAAUUCAGAUGCUGUACACAGGAUGGGUCAAACCUUUUUUUAACUGAAAAUGUAUGUGUACACUGUGUGUUUAUUCAAAGAGUGUAAUACAUACAGGAUAGAUCAGUGUUUAAGACAUGACAGUGGAAAACAAAAAAUAUGCUCUUGUCAUGAAACAGGCCUGACACUUCAGUGUUGAGCAGAGGGAAGACACAAAUCAGUUACACAGAGUCAUAACUGACCAACGAAAACAGAAGAGAAAUCCUGGUCUCAUUUAAGUCAAUUUAAAGUUCCUUCUGACUGCAGUGUAGCCAGAAUUUCAUCCCAAGAAUGGCACAUAUUCGUUUUAUAUCACACCAGUGGGAGUGUCUGUAGAUACAGGUAAUAUUUUUUGCAAUAGGCUUAGUCUUAGCAGCAGACUUACUCCCUUGUUUUAUUUCCUACUGAUGUGAUAUAAAAUGUCUUAAUAUACCUAUAAAAUGUAAACAGUGACACAUGAGAUGCAUAUUACGAGAUAACUGCACACCAUGGGUUUGGAACAAAUACAACUUUUAGGAUCUCAAGGGACCCUUGAAUUCUGUAGCUGGCCAUUAUGUACGGACAGCUUAAAGCCUUAUGUAUUUACUGUGAGGCUUAAAGGGGUUGACUGUGUCCCUUUAAAGUAAGAUUUA